Auxenochlorella protothecoides is the source of this 786-nucleotide messenger RNA. Its product is annotated as LON peptidase N-terminal domain and RING finger protein 2. The transcript is spliced from 6 exons. The record is from RefSeq and is a predicted model, not a curated record. NCBI's taxonomy places the organism in Eukaryota, Viridiplantae, Chlorophyta, Trebouxiophyceae, Chlorellales, Chlorellaceae. The coding region runs from base 1 to 786 and encodes 261 amino acids.
AUGCGGCGUACCGGCUCUGCCUGGGCUGGAGCCAUGGAGGUGACCUUCCCAGAGACGGCCCUGCCCCUCCAGAUCUUCGAGGCCCGAUACAGGGUCCUGUUCUCGACCCUUCUUGCCGGGGCAGAUGGACUAGAGGAGGGACUUAUCUCAGAGGACAAGCCAUGGGUGGGCACCCGUCGAUUCGGAACCACCUUUGUCCUUGAGGAUGGCAUAUCUUCCGUGGGAACGCUGCUGGAGAUUACUCGGCACCGCCGGCUGGACGACGGCCGCAUCCUGAUCAGCACAAAGGGGCGCCAGCGCUUCAAGAUCUUGAAGGUCGUCCAGCAGCAGCCCGUCAUCGUCUGUGAAGUAGAGUACUUUGCAGAGGAGGAGGUCAACUCGGAUGCGGCAGCCAGCGCUGCAAAGGAUGUGGUGGACCUCUUCAAGUCCAUGUCUGAGCUGGGCGGCAAGCUGGGGACCAUCCGGAUACCAGAUGAGCUGCUGCUCAAGCUGUGCACGCUGAGCCCCGCCUCGCUGUCCCUGUGGGUGGCCUCCCUAUUUCCUGCCUUCCCGGAUCAGCAGCAGAUUGUGCUGCAGCAGGAGGACGCCAUGGUCCGGCUGAACAUGGUGCGCGACCUACUCAGCCAGGUGGUCAAGUUCUACCAGGCGGAGUGGGCGGUGCGCAGCGCGUUUGGCGCGCCCGAGGGCCGGGCCGGGUCGCGGAGCGGGCUGGUGGGGCCGCAGUGGGACGUGGACGAGGAAGACGAUGCGCUGGGGGGCGGCGACAGCUCCUCCGACGAGGACUGA